AUGUUUCUUUAUCUUUCCUGUAGGUAUAUUCAUUUUUUUCUCAGCGAGAUCUUCAUAACCGUUACUGCUGUCGGUAUUCCCAGAACGAAUAUUUUCUUUCUUUCUUUCUUUCUUUCUUUCUUUCUUUCUUUCUUUCUUUCUAGUUCAAAUAUUAUUUCUUUCUUUUUCCAGGACAAAUAUUAUUUCUAUUUUUUUUCCAAAUCAAAUAGUAUUUCUUUCUUUCUUUCUUUCUUUCUUUCUUUCUUUCUUUCUAGAUCAAAUAUUCUUUCUUUCUUUUUUUUCCAGAACAUAUUUUUUGCUUUUCAGAAGAAAUAUUAUCUCUCUUUAUUUCUUUCUUUCUUUCUUCCUUUCUUUUUCCAAAAUAAUUAUUUUUCUUUCUCGAAGACAUAUUCCCUCUUUAUUUAUUUAUUUACUUAUUCAUUUAUUUAUUUUCCAGAAGAAAUACUUUGCUUUCCAGAAGAAAUAACAUCUCUCUCUCACUCUCUCUCUCUCUCUCUCUUUUUUCUUUUUUUGUUUUACGACAAAGAACAAAUAUUUAUUCUUUCUUUCUUUUUCUCUGUAUUUUGUCGACUCUUCUUCGGCGUUCUCCUUCAUAUAAUGGGUGCAUUAUGCGCAUAUCUAUCUAUCUAUCUAUCUAUCUAUCUAUCUAUCUAUCUAUCUAUCUAUCUAUCUAUCUAUCUAUCUAUCCAAAUCUAUCUAUCUAGCGAUCUAUUGAUCUAUCUAUCUAUGGAUCUGUCUAUCCAAGUUUGUUCGUAUCUAUUUAUCUAUCUAACUAUCUAUCUCAGUUUGUUUAUAUCUAUCUAUUUAUCUAUUUUGUUUAUAUCUAAGUUUAUUCAUAUCUAUCUAUCUAUCUAUCGAUUUAUCUAUCUAAGUUUUUUCAUAUCUAUCUAUCUAUCUAUCUAUCUAUCUAUCUAUCUAUCUAUCUAUCUAUCUAUCUCCGUUUGUUCAUAUCUAUCUAUCUAUCUAUCUAUCUAUCUAUCUAUCUAUCUAUCUAUCUAUUCAUCAAUCUAUCUAUGA
This is a messenger RNA of Acanthosepion pharaonis, 1017 nucleotides long. Lineage: Eukaryota; Metazoa; Mollusca; Cephalopoda; Sepiida; Sepiidae. The record is from the annotation of a GenBank genome assembly.